This is a messenger RNA of Nematolebias whitei (Rio pearlfish), 2344 nucleotides long. It is a transcript of the gene pafah1b3, whose product is annotated as platelet-activating factor acetylhydrolase, isoform Ib, gamma subunit. Bases 309 to 980 code for a protein of 223 amino acids. NCBI's taxonomy places the organism in Eukaryota, Metazoa, Chordata, Actinopteri, Cyprinodontiformes, Rivulidae. The record is from RefSeq and is a predicted model, not a curated record. The transcript has 5 exons.
AUUUUGAUUUAAUGCGACUCAUUGGACAUUUAUAUCUCUUAAUGUAGCUAUGUUUUGAAGCUAUUGAUUCUUAAGUCUUACACAAUAUUGCCUUCUAAACAAUUGUGUGCCUACUCAUUGUCUUUUAAGCUGCACCUAUCCUCUGUAUCAAUAGGCUAGCUGCUGUGGCUAACUCAGGCAACCCCCCACAUAUUUUGUUGCGGUCAGGGCAGUAGGCUAUCGACCAACCGAUUAUUGUUUUUGUUGACAAUAUUUAUAUAUUUUAUAAGUGUACGUGAACCCUUUCCAAUAUUAGCAAAGCCAUAAUAAUGAGUGCAGAAGACUCAAACCCAGCCGCCACACCCACUCCCUGUGAAGACAUCCAGGGAGAUGGACGAUGGAUGUCUCUGCACAAUGGCUACGUAUCAUACAGCAAAGACAAAGAACCUGAUGUCCUGUUUGUGGGAGACUCUCUCAUCCAACUCAUGCAUCAGUUUGGGAUUUGGCGGCAGUUGUUUUCUCCUCUGCACUGCCUUAACUUUGGAGUGGGUGGUGAUGCGACACAGCAUGUGCUGUGGAGGCUGAGCAACGGUGAACUGGAUAACAUCAGCCCAAAGGUCGUAGUGCUGUGGGUCGGAACGAACAAUCACGGUCACACACCUGAACAGAUCUGUGGCGGGAUCAUGGCUAUCAUCCAACUUGUUCACAACAAGCUCCCCAACGCUCACACGCUUGUACUUGGUUUACUGCCCAGAGGUAAAAUGCCAAACCCUCUGCGAGAGCGAAACGCCAAGGUGAACAAGCUCGUCCAGGAAGCCUUAUCAUCUGUUCCUCAUGGCUCCUUUCUGAACGUGGACCCUGGCUUUGUCCUUUCGGACGGCAGCAUCUCCCACCAGGACAUGUACGACUACCUUCAUCUGACCCCUCACGGCUACGAGGCUGUAUGUAAACCACUGCACGCCCAUAUCAAAUCUCUGUUAGAUAAACCUGCUGAGAACUGACGGCAAAGGUUAUAAAAAAUGACAUGUAUACACUACAGAAAGUCCUUGUUCCUGACUCCUGCCCUGAGCUUGUUAAGUCUCUGCACUGUGAAUAGGUUUAGAGCAACACUUAAACUGUGCAAGUCUUUUCUAAAACCAGGGUUGGUGACCACUGUUGCUGAUAAUAGGGCCACAAGUUUUUGUGUGUUUACAAUAGUCAAAAAUGAAACGUGUUGUGCUAGAGAGAGACAUCGUCCUCCUUAAGUGUUCUGUCUUCUGUUCCCCUUUAUUCAUUAAAACACAUUAUUUCCUUUCAUUGUCAUUUUAAACAAUGGGUGAAUAUGAUGAAAGCAUCUCCAGGAUACAAACACAAAAAACAACAUUACACCAGUUCAGAUAUUCAGUGGUUAUUAAUAUUUUAUAUAUAUGCAGCGGCUUUAACCAUUAAUUAAUAUAUUCUGAAAGUCUUUUCACUUUUCAUGCCACAAUCAAAGCUUUGUUCAUAAUCACAUUCAACAAAUAGAAUCACUUCAGCUAAAACUCUUAUAAAAUAUUAAAACAUGAUGUAUCUUGGGCUGAUGGUGAAAACCCUGUACGCUGUUUUUCAGACAAAAUAAGACAUGCAUCUAGUUGGAAAACAGUUUGAGACUUCACAUUUGUGCCAGAGUCUGCUCUGUACUUGAUGUCAUAUUUUGGUUGUGUCUCAGUUGAACUAGUUUCCAUGAGUCACUUUUAUUUGUUAUUAGACCAUUUUCUUGGACGUGAUUUUGGCUUUUUCAAAAAAAGACAAAAUAGAACUGUAAAUAUUGUUUACUUAGUUUCUUUCUAGUCCAGGAACCUUCCAGAAUAAAAAAAAAAACAUCUGUAGGAUCAAACUGGGAUCCAACUUAUCCAACAGAAAUACAACCUUCACCAAUAAUACCAUUAAUACCAAUUCUUUAUUCUUUUCCUGUUGUGUUUAUUGUGAAAAAUGUAUACUUUAAGAUUUCCUUUUCUUUAUGUUUUUUUGUAUAUGUUUAUUUCAAUGACCAAAGGUUUUGAUUUUGUUUACAUGGUAAAUAUUUGACCUGCCCACUUGUUUUUCAUCAUGUUAUUGCCUUUAUCUUUUUCCUACACGUAUUGUAACCGCAGUAGUUUUAUGUUAGUGGCUUUUCUUUUGCAAGUAUACAUGUAUCUGAUUAGAUCGUGUUCAUCUUGUUGCUGUGCUUCAAAUUAGAUCUUUUCUGCAGCAUAAGGGCUCAAACUGUGAUUUAAAAUGUUUUACUUCACACUAACGUGCUUCAGAGCCUCUUGGAUAUUGAUUGUGCCACGGGAACUUGAAAUGGUCCAGGAUGAAUAAUUGUGUAAGUGAUGAUAGAAAUGCAUUAAAUUUCAAAACAAUAUGG